CAUUAUUAUGGACUUGCAAUUUCUUGAAAGCGCGAUGGUAGUUGCAGUCAUGUGUUCUCGAGCCAGUAUGCUUGCUCCCCCUGAGCACUUAAAGUCUUUAGCUUUACAAAAAUCAUGGUUCUGGUUUCGAGAACUGAUAUAUCUGCUUUUUUGCACGUUCAUCUCCAAACCAUGGUGUAUGGGAUAUAUCCUUUUCUUCACCUGGUACCAUUUCAUCGGUCCAAGCUUUGGAGCUUCUCCUCACCGCUCUAACAGCUAAGUGCAAAGGCAAAUUUACCAGCUGCUAUCUAUUUGAAGCUGUUAUGGAUAUCUGACAGGUUUCAGAGGGAAGAAAGGUUUCUGCCAAAUGUUUCUUGAAACUUUGGGGGAGAUUCUUACCUUGCAUCGAAUGCCACCGCCACAAGCCCUCAAGGCCACAACCCAUAGAAGAAGCCAUCUUAGCAUCUUGCAAAUGGACACCAAUUCCAUUUCCAUCUCUUUUCUUUUCUUUUCUUUUCUUUUCUUGCUUGUUUCUGCUUCAAUCCCAUUUCGUCUUCUUCCUUCAUGGAUCAAGGUGUUCGCUUUCCAUGAUCUAUCUGCUCCAGCCAUUUCAAGAUCGCCGCCCGGCUAGUUAAUCCAUCCGACUAGCACGUCCGCCAUGGAGGUGAGCCGGGCAGCCAUACGCGGCAUCAGGGAGAGCCUCAGCACGGUGCAGGGCAGCCUGCUGCGGCUGGAGGUGGUCGUGCUCCUUAGCGCGCUCAUCCUCGCCGUCCUGGUGCUCUACGGCUCCGCGAACCGCCGGAGCAGUGACAAGCUCCUCCGCGGCGCCAUGUGGAUGGCCUACUCCAUGUCCUACGUGGUGGUCUCCUACGCCGUCGGGAUCAUCCAGGACGGGCCCUUCCGCGGCGAGACGUUCGUGCUCUGGGCGGCCGCGCUGCUCCUCAUCCAGGCGAGCGCCUACUCGGCGCCCGUGCACAGCCGCCGCGACGUCGACCAGCGCAAGAAGCUGCUGCUGCAGCACGUCCUCCAGACGGGCCUCGUGCUCUGGCUCAUCGUCAACGCCACCGGCCGGAACGCCAGCUACCGGGCCGCCAUCUGGGCGUUCUGGGCGCUCAACGUGCUCAAGACUGCCGCCAAGAUCGCCGAGAUGAUCCAGACCAGCCGCCCCGACAUGUCCGUCAAGGUGGUCGCCGAGUACAUGGCCGUCGAGGGGGACCUCGCCCCUGACGAUCAGCCUCCUGACCCCGCCACCAUGCGAGGGUACAGGUACAUCUUCCACGGCGAGGAGAUCAUGGAGCCGGUCAUCCACGAUGGCGGCCACCCCGCCCGGGACAACAUGCUCUCCCAGAGCGCCGCCAAGUCGGUCGUCACCAUCGACCAAGUUUACCAGUGGAUCAACCAGCAGCCGUACAGUGAUUUCGAGAAGGACAGGGCCAAGGACUUCUGCCUCGCGUUCGCCCUGUUCAAGCUGCUCAAGCGGCGGUUCUACGGGUACGUUCCGGCGGAGGCCGGCUCCGACAAGGCCCGCAACCUCGUGUUGACCGGGCUCAUCCACGCUGGCGCCACCGGCCCCGACGCCGCCUUCCGGGUCGUCGAGGCGGAGCUCUCCUUCCUCUACGACUUCUUCUACACCAGGAACAUCGUGCUGGUGGGUGCCAAGACGUACAUCUGCAUCGCCGUCGCCGUGGCGGGGCUGACCAUGUGGACGGCCUUCUUCGGCACGCUCGGCCCCGGCUACCACCGCCCCCACGUCGGCGUGCGCGACCUCGACCGCUCCGUCACGAUGCUCGUCGUCGUGAUCACCGCGGGGCUCGAGGUGUUCCAGGCGGUCGCCGGCUUCGCCUCCAACUGGAGGUACGUCAAGACCGUGUACCGGUGCGUGCGCGACGACCGGCCGUGGUCGAAGCGGCAGCGGAGCCACAGCCACCUCUGGUGGAAGGAGAGCAUCACGCCGCCGGAGACCAAGUACUGGGAGGACAAGGUCGGCCAGUACGUGCUCCUGAAGCGGUUCCACCACCGCCCCUGCAACCUGCUCUCGUGGCUGACGCUCUACCUGGUGGAGCCGCGGCGGCAGGGCCAGAAGCGGGGCCGGAGGAAGCAGCUGCCGCCCGAGGUGAAGCGCGCCGUUCUCCUCUGGCUGAAGCAGAGCCACUGCCAGCUCAGCAAUGGCGUCGCCACCCUGCGAAGGCACCAUCUGCUGCCGCGCCUGGCGUGGGCGUGCAGGCUUCCCAAGCUCACCGACCAGAUCCUGGCGUGGCACGUCGUGACCACGAGCUGCGACUGGGACUAUAGCGGCCGUCCGGCCGGCCGCGCCACCGCCAGUGACGAGCACCACCGGCUCAUCGCGACGAAGCUCUCCAACUACUGCGCCUACCUGGUGGCCUUCGUCCCGGAGAUGCUGCCGGACCCGAGCUACAACACCGAGCAGAUCUUCGACUCGGCGGUGCAGCAGGCGCGGGACCACCUCGACGGCUGCCGGACGGUGAGCAGCCUACUGUACAGGCUUGGGGAGAUAGAGGCGGCGGAGCUGCCGCACCUGCAGGAGGGCGGCACGUACGAGAGAGCGGGGGGCGCCACCGCCAUCGAGCGGGCGGCGGUGCUCUGGGGCCAGCUCAGGGCGGCCGUGCCCGCCGACGCGCGGCGGUGGGAGGUGCUGGCCGAGUUCUGGAUAGAGCUCCUGCUGUUCCUCGCGCCGUCGGACAACGUGGACAUCCACGCCGAGAUGCUCGGCGCGGGCGGCGAGUUCAUGACGCAGCUGUGGGCGCUGCUGUCUCACGCUGGCGUCCUGGAGCGACCGCCGGUCAUGCAUCGGCAAUGAUGGGCCGAGUAGCUUGAUUUCCCCGUCAGUAAUGCGGUGAGCAGCUGAUCAAUUGGAAGGGCAACUGGGCAAAUCCAAAAUUCCUACGAUAUUCUUGCAUUCUAAAAGGGCAUAUCGAGUCCAAAUUUGGGUGUUUUUGAAAGCCCAAAACAUGCUAAUUGUGGGCUAUCCGAUCCAGCUGACCUUUUUACCUAAUAGCCCUCCUUGUGGAAAUAUUCCAUAUCACGCGCGCCGUCACAUAAGGUGGAAUAUUUUUUUCACUAUGCUAAAACA
This is a messenger RNA of Panicum hallii, 3070 nucleotides long. RefSeq lists its product as uncharacterized. The record is from RefSeq and is a predicted model, not a curated record. NCBI's taxonomy places the organism in Eukaryota, Viridiplantae, Streptophyta, Magnoliopsida, Poales, Poaceae. The coding region runs from base 638 to 2797 and encodes 719 amino acids. The transcript has a single exon.